CGGUUUUGAUCCAUUAUUGACCGCUCUUCAGUUUCCUUUACUAAUGAAAUGAUGGAUUUUCUAUUCUGCGAUCGUUUUUAAAUUAUGCGGGUUUGUUCGAUUUUGGGAUCCUAUUUUGAACUGUGACAUGGGCUAUUUCUCUUUCCUUGGCUACUUAGUUUGUCAGCUCUUGUUUCUUGGAAUUCGUGGAUUUUUUUUUUUUUUUUUGUGAUGUUUGCUUCUUCUCCCAUUGGUGGUAGUUUUCUUGAAUUCUUCCAUUCUCUUCUUACAUUUCAGCGAAAAUUUUAGCUUCAUAUCAUUCUAUUUUCUUAUUCUUUCUGUUGUUUUGUCAAUUAUCCGGUUUGGUUUUAAUUCGGAUUUUUUUCGUUAGUAUUAUUAUCCAUGAUCAAUUCUAUUUACUACAGAAAUUUCAUUUUCAAAAUGUGAUUGGUUCUUGAUAGAGUUUUCGUCCUGUCUCAUGCAAGAUAUAAUGUCCUUUCCCCCUUUGAUUAAGAAAUCUAAUGGGGUAUUAUGAUAGUGAGCUGUUGACUCUAGGAUAUCCCUUCAACUUUUGGCUGAAUUUGAGUUGAAGCUUUAGAAUAAUGUUGAUAUUAUAGAUAUCUGUAUGAAUUUUUAGAGAGUGCUUGUCAAUCCCAAAUUUUAUCUUGCUCCUCUUUGGUAAGAAAUCUUUGAUUUGAAUGCUAUUAAGGGCAAGCCUGGACAUGUUGCCUAUGAAUGUCCUAAAAAGAAGCCUAGUGUGGUGCCAUCACCAUAUAGGUCCGGUAUGAAGACCUUCUUGCUGUGGUGCCGUCACCAUCCAGGUUCCCCCUCACAUCCAUCAUCCCCAUCUCCUGGCCGUCUCCUUCCUUCCCCUCCUACUUCCCAAAAUGGUCCAACUUUGAGUGCCCUCUUCAGUCAAGCUCUAGUGCUCUUCCAAGAAGGUGUUCCACUUCACUUUGUCACCCCAAGGUUAUGGGACCUUCAAGAUAGCUCAUUUCCCCUUUGUGUUGCUGGACGAUGAGGCAAAUCUCUGUUUGGGCACUUCUUCACAAAUGACCUCCUCUUUCCACAUCGUGAAACUAUCCCUUGCGUAAAAAUGGUGAAUCCAAGUUCCCAACAUAAGAGGCAGCAGGCCAAGAAAUUCUCUCCUACACCACCUCCUAUGGAUGCAAAAUUUCAGACAAGUGAUGAUGAAUGCAGUGAAGUUCAAAAUGCUACUACUACAGAUGCCAUCUCAAAAUCCCCCGAGGCAACCUCAUCAUCCAGUGUUAAUGUUAAUACUAGUCUUCCUGCUAAAAAUACUGAGACAGAUUUUGGCAGUUCAAUUCUUGUGGACGAAAAACCUCCGACAGAGAACGGUGAUAGUGGAGAGCAGCUAUCUAUUGUUAGACCUGAGGAUUUGAUAGGCAUGAUAAGGAAUGCUGAAAAAAAUAUCUUGCUUCUGAAUGAAGCUCGGAUUCGCGCACUUGAAGAUCUUCAAAAUAUUGUUGGUGAGAAGGAGGUUUUGCAAGGAGAGAUCAACAUCUUGGAGACAAGGCUGGCAGAAACUGAUGCAAGGAUUAAAGUUGCAGCUCAAGAAAAAAUACACGUGGAAGUCCUUGAAGAUCAGUUGGAGAAGUUGAAGAAGGAGCUUGCAGGAAGAACAGCUACUGGGGAAAGUGGCCAUGAUGCAUAUGAGGACCGAAAGCAAACUUUGAAGGAAGGUCCUCUCUUACAGAAUAAUGUCUUUUCUUCUCUUGGCGGGGUACAAUCUCUCAGUGAAGAGUUUAGUUCAUUGAGGAAUGAGAAUAUGUCCCUGAAGGAGGAUAUACAAGAACUUAAAGCAGAACUGAAUGAUGUCAUGCAAGCAGAUGAGCGUGUAUUGUUGCUUGAGAAAGAUUGCUCUUCUUUGGAGGCUGCUUUGAAGGACUUGGAGUCUAAACUUGUGGUUGCUCAGGCAGAUGUUUCAAAGCUUUCUUAUUUGCAAUUUGAAUGUAUGGACCUGCGGGAGAAGCUAGGAAGUUUGCAGGGAUUGCUUGAUAUGACAACUAAACAAGCAGAUCAAGCUAUUAAAGCAUUACAGGAAAAUCAUGAGCUACGAAAGAAGGUUGACAGGUUGGAAGAAUCCCUGGAAGAUGCUCAUGCAUAUCGAUUAUCGUCGGAAAAGAUGCAACAGUAUAAUGAGCUUAUGCAACAGAAAAUUAAACUUCUGGAAGAGCGCCUUCAAAGGUCUGACCAGGAGAUAUAUUCUAAUGUUGAGUUAUACCAACAAUCUGUCAAGGAAUUUCAAGAUACAUUGAAUAGUCUGAAAGAAGGAAGCAAAAGGGCACAAGAUGGACCUGUGGAUGAUAUGCCAUGGGAAUUUUGGAGUCAGCUAUUACUCCUUAUGGAUGGUUGGUUACUUGAGAAUAAAAUAUCAUCCAAAGAUGCAAAAUUUUUAAGAGAAAUGGCAUGGAAGAGAGAUGGACGUAUUCGUGACGCAUACGUGGCAUGCAGGGACAAAAAUGAACGUGAAGCUGUGUCUCUGUUUCUCAGGCUGACAUCGUCAUCAACACAUCCUGGAUUGCAUAUCAUCCAUAUUGCAGCAGAAAUGGCACCAGUUGCAAAAGUUGGCGGUCUGGGGGAUGUUGUGGCUGGUCUAUGUAAAGUGCUGCAGAAGAAAGGACAUCUUGUGGAAAUUAUUCUUCCAAAGUAUGAUUGCAUGCAAUAUGAUCGUAUUGGUGACUUAAGGGCCUUAGAUGUAGCAGUGGAGUCAUAUUUUGAUGGCCAGCUAUUUAAGAAUAAAGUCUGGGUUGGAACAAUUGAAGGUUUGCCUGUCUAUUUUAUUGAGCCUCAUCAUCCGGCUAACUUUUUCUGGAGGGGACAAGUUUAUGGGGAGCAUGAUGAUUUCAAACGUUUUUCUUUCUUCAGCCAUGCAGCACUUGAGUUGCUUCUUCAAGCUGGCAAGAAGCCAGACAUAAUCCACUGCCAUGAUUGGCAGACAGCUUUUGUUGCACCACUUUAUUGGGACAUAUAUGUCCACAAAGGUCUUGAUUCAGCUAGAAUAUGCUUUACAUGCCACAAUUUUGAGUAUCAAGGAAUAGCAUCUGCUUCAGAGUUAGCAUCCUGCGGCCUUGAUGUUCACCAGCUAAACAGACCAGAUAGGAUGCAGGAUAACUCAGCCCAUGACAGAGUCAAUCCUGUCAAGGGUGCCAUCGUGUUCUCUAAUAUUGUGACAACCGUAUCACCCACCUAUGCACAGGAGGUGCGGACUCCAGAGAGAGGACAUGGUCUCCAUGCUACCUUAAAUUCGCAAUCCAAAAAGUUUGUUGGAAUUCUUAAUGGGAUUGAUACUGACACUUGGGAUCCUAGGACUGAUGCUUUUCUUACAGUUCAGUAUGGUGCUCAUGAUCUUCAAGGGAAAGCUGAAAAUAAAGAAGCUUUAAAAAAGCAUCUAAAACUGUCCUUUGCUGAAGCUAGACAGCCACUGGUUGGUUGUAUAACGAGACUGGUACCACAGAAAGGUGUUCAUCUUAUUAGGCAUGCAAUAUAUAGGACACUGGAGCUUGGAGGGCAGUUUGUCCUCUUGGGUUCAAGCCCUGUGUUACAUAUUCAAAGGGAAUUUGAGAGUAUUGCGAACCAUUUUCAGAAUCAUCCUCAUGCUCGUUUGAUUCUGAAAUAUGAUGAGGCUUUAUCGCAUGCCAUUUAUGCAGCAUCGGACAUCUUCAUAAUCCCAUCAAUCUUUGAGCCAUGUGGGCUCACACAGAUGAUAGCAAUGAGAUAUGGGUCUGUACCCAUUGUACGAAAAACAGGGGGUUUAAAUGACAGUGUUUUCGACCUUGAUGACGAUGCGGUUCCACCACAGAUCCGCAAUGGUUUUACAUUUUUGACACCUGAUGAGCAGGGAGUAAAUGGUGCUUUGGAGCGUGCAUUUGUCUACUAUAUGAAAAACGAUAAGAGUUGGCAGCAGCUUGUUCAGAAGAACAUGAAAACAGAUUUCAGUUGGGAUACUUCAGCCUCACAGUAUGAAGAGCAUUAUGUAAAGUCUGUCACAAGGGCGAGGGCAAGGACCGUACACACCUGAGCUAAGUUUGGGCAUGGGUUCUUUUGCCUAUUCUACUGUAAAUAGCCAGUCUAAGCCAGUGCAAUCUUCCCAAUUUUCACUCACCUCUCUAACUGAUGUGAAGUUGAUUUAGGUGUGAAGCUGCCUGAGGCUUUUCUUGCCUUCAAAACUGUGAUUCAUAAUUCAGAUGUUUUGUUAGGGAAUAUACCUAAUUCUGGAGAGAGAAAGAUCUGAGUUUGUGAUUUUAAUUGUAUAGGUACACUUGGGUUGAUUUUCCUCAUGCCUUCCCAGUUGUACAUGCAUUUCAGUCAAUCAUGUAAUUCUUUUGUUCAUUGAUAAACAAAUCUAUUGUAUAAUCUGUUGUACAAGUGUUACAUGUUCUUUUAUGUACAAUGCAAAAGAGAGAGAGACACUUUGUCUUCAUUA
This is a messenger RNA of Macadamia integrifolia, 4426 nucleotides long. RefSeq names its product probable starch synthase 4, chloroplastic/amyloplastic. The transcript has 16 exons. Gene Ontology annotation, molecular function: alpha-1,4-glucan glucosyltransferase (UDP-glucose donor) activity. Lineage: Eukaryota; Viridiplantae; Streptophyta; Magnoliopsida; Proteales; Proteaceae. The record is from RefSeq and is a predicted model, not a curated record. Bases 1076 to 4021 code for a protein of 981 amino acids.